AUGCUGUUAGACCGGACGACGACGCAACCCUCGCUCAUCUCGCUCUUCUCCUCGACCUCCUCAAACCCGACUCUACUAGCUCACCUCGAAGCAGCGAAGGACUCGAACGAAAGCUUCAUCUCUCUUCUCGACGACGGGACAGAUGAACGCGAAACGCUGCUCGCCUGGAACGGGUCAAGUCAGGCGGACCUCCAGGCAAGAAGCGCAAGUCUCGUUGCGCAGCGGGACUCUGCGGGUACGGCCUUGCAACACCUGCGCGGACAGGUCCUACACCUACAAGCACCCGACUGCCGGACGACCUACAUCCGCUUCGGCUCGCUCGACAAGGGCAAGUGCAAGGAGGAUGGACUUGGCGUUCACUUGCCUGUCGUGCACUUUCAGCUCAAGGAGCUGGGACAGGAGAUGUAUCUCGACAUUGCUGUUGUCGACGAUAAGGAUGAGAUGACGGUUGUACGCUGCUCGACAUGGCAGCCAGAGGUGGAGCUCCUACCAGCUACCGACUCUUACCCUCGCCUCCUCUAUCUCCCCCUUCACCUUCCGUCCUCAAACACCACUACCCCUAUCCUAACACGCUGGUCCACCCUCUCCCUCCCAUUGCACACCCUCCUCUCCUCCACAGGCUUGCGCUUCAAGGCAGUAGUAGGCGUCGAAGUACACGCGACAUGCAGGUUGAGGCGGUAUUGGUUUACGGAGGAGGGGAUGUCUGCGGAGGUGGAUGAGGCCAUGGUGAAGCGGGGAAUGAUGAGGGAGAUGGCGUUGUAUGCCGCGGAUUGA
Messenger RNA from Rhodotorula toruloides NP11, 774 nucleotides. RefSeq lists its product as uncharacterized. Gene Ontology annotation, cellular component: motile cilium; ciliary basal body. NCBI's taxonomy places the organism in Eukaryota, Fungi, Basidiomycota, Microbotryomycetes, Sporidiobolales, Sporidiobolaceae. Bases 1 to 774 code for a protein of 257 amino acids. Gene Ontology annotation, biological process: cilium assembly; regulation of cilium beat frequency involved in ciliary motility; positive regulation of cell motility. The transcript is spliced from 3 exons. The record is from RefSeq and is a predicted model, not a curated record.